Molecule: messenger RNA, 1621 nt
Organism: Sabethes cyaneus
Lineage: Eukaryota; Metazoa; Arthropoda; Insecta; Diptera; Culicidae
Product: ER lumen protein-retaining receptor 1-B-like
Exons: 5
Coding region: 136-792 (218 amino acids)
Biological process (GO): protein retention in ER lumen; endoplasmic reticulum to Golgi vesicle-mediated transport
Cellular component (GO): endoplasmic reticulum; membrane; cis-Golgi network
Molecular function (GO): ER lumen protein retrieval receptor activity
Source: RefSeq, a predicted model, not a curated record
AUGUUUAUUUAAAAAAUGUUUAUAUCUAUGUGAUGACUCGUUGAGUCGUUGGUUGGGAUGUGAAAUUACAUUCACUGCAAUUUGUUUCACUGUACGCUUCGAAGCAGUCAUACGGUAAUUUAGAGCUCAGAAAAGAUGUUCAACAUGUUCCGAAACCUGGCGGACUGCCUACAUGUAGUGGCCUUUGUUAUUAUGCUAAUAAAAUUGUAUCGUACGAAAUCAUGUGCAGGAAUAUCUGGAAAAACCCAAAUCUUGUUCGCGAUCGUGUUUACCAUGCGCUACGCAGAUUUGCUUUCGCCAAACCAUUACCACAGCUACUAUGUGUCAUCAAUGAAAAUAAUAUUUAUCGUGUUUAGUUACGCUAUCGUGUACAUGAUCUAUGGCCCGUACAAGAAAACCUACGAUCAUGAAAAUGACUUGAUAUACAACGAGUUCCUGGUGGUUCCUUGCUUCGUGUUGGCACUUUUCCUGGCCGCCGAUAGGAACAAUCCCUUGGAGAUCAUGUGGACAUUUUCGAUUUUCCUGGAAGCGAUUGCAAUCAUUCCCCAGCUUGAACUAUUAUGCAAAAUCAAUUUCAUAGACAACUACACUGUCUGCUAUUUGCUCUCAUUGGGGCUGUAUCGAGCAAUGUAUAUCAUCAACUGGAUUUAUCGCUACAGCUAUGAGGAGCAUCUGGAUUCAAUUGCAAUUUUUUCUGGCUUUGUGCAGACCACUCUGUUUGCGCUGGUUUUUGUGCGUCUAUUCUCCCUGAAGCGCCGCGAAAGCCGUACUAUGAUAAAUGUGGUUAUCUGAUUGUACACAUCGAAAACAUUACUCAAAAGAAUCUAUGCGUUUCGUUUCGCCCCACAGCAAUGGCCAAUCUCAUGAGAAAUUACUAAACUGGUUUGUACAUAUUCAAUUAAUAAACUCAAUGAAGUUAAUUAAUGAUACCAAAAACAUGUACGCAGCAUACUUAAUUUUAAUUGACAAAAAUAAAUUGGAAAAUUUUAAGCAAUGCAAUUUACCACAUAAAUUUUUUAGUAUGUUACCCCAGGAACAAAUGUAAAGCUAAUUCUAGCCAAACAAGAAAAUACCUAAUAGAACUGCAUAUAUGUAAUAUGUUUAAGUAUUAGUACUCAUCAAGCUUAUAUACUAAAAAAACAUGCCAUAUAGAAAGACUUGUAUCCACAUGGGAUAAAAGGAGACGACAUAGGACUGUAUAUUAUAAUUUUAUCAGUUUAUUAGAAUAUUUCCGUACAUUUUUUCUUUUAAAAAUGAGUCAUCAGCACCUUGCGACUGACGUAGAAAACUAUGCGGUAUAAAAAGCGAUUAAAGUGGCGUCGAAAGCCGAUGAUAUUCGAGAAUCUGUUGUAUAGUUGAUUCGCCGAUUCAGCAUGAAAGUUUGACAGUGUUGUGGGGUUUGUUUUGAUUACUUAUUCGCAAGACCCAGAAGCAAAAAACUGCAAAAAUUGCAAAAAUCCAAAUCACACCUCAAACUUGAGGAUCGGAAUUAUCGGAAAUGAAUUUUUGUGCGCAUUUUUUGUUAUUAUCGGAUUAUUUUUCAGUAAGGACUCAUGCUUUAGGUCAGCGGUUCUCAAGCUUCUUUUAUCCGCGAGCCCCCUGAAUAUAUUUCAUAAAAAAU